GAUUAGGUUAGACUAGAAUAAUUGUGUUACUACGUUAGGUUAGGUGCAGCCACCCUCCACCUCGCCUCUCGCUAGGCUUGACUGCUGCCUCAGUGGUUGUUGACCUUCUACAGGUGGUCGUCGAGAUGUGAGGUGUUGUCAGUGGAUGCUCAGGUGGCAUAGUGGGCGGCACCACCUGGCGGGCAGCACACACACACACUGUGGGCACCCCGCACAUCGUUUAACCUGCCCUGUGUCACGCAUAGCUCACCCCAACCACGCCGGAAGCCCAAACAGAAUCCGCCUCUACACCGCCGCGUCGUAGAGGCUUGGGAAACUCUCCCGCCAGCCUGAAGUAGAAGGGCUCGAUAAGUAAUACUCCAAGAUUCGCUCAAAUGCAAGUUGAGGAUAGAGGUGGUGAGGAGGGAUAGUUGAGGUGUGUGGGAUGCGUCCUUGUGGCUAGUGGUGGGCCCCAGGAGCAGUGUGCAGGGUUAUUGUCGUGUCAAUCAGACCGGCUACCGCGCACCUCAGGGCAACAACGACACGAGAUCUCCCUCCUCCACGGACUGUGUUGUCAGUCUUCCUCUCUGUGUGGUGAUGAUUCUGGCCUUAUUUAACCGAGUCUAAAUUUUACUCAGGCUGUAAUGUAGAGUAAGAUUUAAGUAAGAAAGAGAGUAGAGAUUACUGGGGAAGGAGUUAAACUAGAGUAGAGGAGGAGGGGAGAGGAGGGUGUGGCGGCGAGCGUGUGGUGGCGGACAGUAGGUGGCGAGAGGUUCACACGGUGCGCGUGGGAACACCGCCGCUCACACACUCGCACACGCACACACUCACACAUGUACGCCACACGCACACAUCGCCACCGCUUGUCUUGUACACCUACAAAAUUCACUUUUAACUAAAUCUCAACGUUGAAUUUAACGUAUUACUGAUAUACACCUAACGUAAGCCCGAUGUUACAGUUUUGAGCGAGUAAAUACGAGGUAGCGUGAGGGAGAUAGAAGGGAGUGAUCGUACGUCUGGCGACUGCGUGAGUCCCGCGGCGCACGGUUGUAUAUGAGGUCGACCGUCGCCCGGCACACGACACUUCCCAGCCCACCGCCGUCGUCGACACACGCACCGUGUGCUCUCACAUACGCACGCACGUGCAUGCACACCACUGCCUUGUGUUGAGGAUUACGCCCACAACUUCUCAUCCCCCAAGUGUCUUAGUUAACUGGAGUGCCUUUACUGUACAAUAUCAAAGUGAUACAAUAUACAAGUGUCGUACCAAACAGUGACAAGUGACGUACAUCAGUGAGGUAUUACACGUCUUGACCCGGACGACGUGUCUGUUGUGGUAUUGUUACUGGUGUGUCUUAUGAUCGUGAGCGGUCGUGCAACGGCGUUUAGCGGCGUGAAGCAGGAGGCAGGACUGUACGGGUCGUCGCGACCUCCGGGGCACCUUAACCACGUCGACGCCAACAUUUGCAACAUGAAGCGAACACUGAGUGAGAGUGACGGUGAUGACAUCUACUCUGGCGACGAGAAAGACCUGGACGACUGCUCCUCUAGUGGCGGCGGUGGAGGGGCCUCCCGCAAGCGUCGUCGCGGCAUCAUAGAGAAGCGCCGCAGGGACCGCAUCAACAACUCACUGUCGGAGCUGAGGCGCCUGGUGCCCGCCGCCUUUGAGAAGCAAGGGUCGGCCAAGCUAGAGAAGGCGGAAAUACUGCAGAUGACAGUCGACCACCUUAAGAUGCUCCACACCAAGGGUCUGGACGCCCUCGCCUACGACCCCAACAAGUUCGCCAUGGACUACCACAACAUCGGCUUCCGGGAGUGUGCGGCGGAGGUGGCGCGCUACCUGGUCACCAUUGAAGGCAUGGACAUCCAGGACCCACUGCGCCUGCGCCUCAUGAGUCACCUGCAGUGUUACGCCGCCCAGAGGGACCUGGCCAACAAACAGGCAGCGUCCUCCUGGGGGUGGGGGUCAUCGCAAGCGACCACCACUCCUACGACUUACCCUGCGGGGUCGUCUCUGUCUGGAGGGUUCCAGGGGCAUGUGCUGCCCCCACACGGUGCCACACACCCCUCCCCCGGCCCCCACCACACAUCCAGCCUGGGAGGCCUGGAUCAGAGUCACGGCAUGUCUGCCUUUAGCGCCCCGUCUUCCAGCGGCUCCAAUGAUCUGGGUAGUGGUGGGCCUGGGUGUAGCCUCGGGGCGGGGCAGGUCCCUCGUCUGCCCACCACGGGAUCCGGGGCACCACAGAUUCCUGCUGUCACCAUGAGCACAGCCUCCACCCCUCACACCAACUACCACCUCAACCUCAACGCCCACACCUUCCCCGCCAACCCUUCCAACAUCCCUAACCUGAACCUCUCCGGCAACACGGCGCCGCUCAACGCUGCCUCCUACAACCCCGGCCUGCAGCCUGGCGGCGCCGGGGUCAAGCCCUACAGGCCCUGGGGCGCCGAAAUCGCGUAUUGAAUCGAACCAAGACCACACCUUCCCCACGACCCUCUCACACACGGACUCGACCAUGGUGAAUCAUACUAUUAUCCCAUAAUUGGGAGUUUAAAUUAUGGCGAGAGUGACGCUGUGCAGGGUGAGUGAAGGGGAGGUGUGGGCAGGUUAGGGGAGGUGUAGGGGGAGCGAGGGGAGGUGUAGGAGGGACGUGACAUUAAUUAAAGAUCGACUUUUACUGUGAUGUGAAUCCUUAGGGACCAGACAUCAUCAUUAUCAUCUUCAUCACCAGUCACUAUCAUCAUUAUUAGUCAUUAUCAUAACCAUCAUUAUCACUAUCAUCACUAUCGCCAUCACUAUCACCAUCAUGUCCACACUCUGUAGUCUUAGUGCAAUAUUUAAGUGUUCAGUCCUGUGUAAAUAUGAAUGUAAAUAUUUUUGUACAUUAUCGUGCUUCAUAUUUUUGUGAUCUCUGAUAGAAAAUAAAAAAGUUUAUAAUUAA
Molecule: messenger RNA, 2921 nt
Organism: Homarus americanus (American lobster)
Lineage: Eukaryota; Metazoa; Arthropoda; Malacostraca; Decapoda; Nephropidae
Gene: Hey
Product: hairy/enhancer-of-split related with YRPW motif protein 1-like
Exons: 3
Coding region: 1337-2443 (368 amino acids)
Biological process (GO): anterior/posterior pattern specification; regulation of transcription by RNA polymerase II; regulation of neurogenesis
Cellular component (GO): nucleus
Molecular function (GO): RNA polymerase II cis-regulatory region sequence-specific DNA binding; DNA-binding transcription factor activity, RNA polymerase II-specific; protein dimerization activity
Source: RefSeq, a predicted model, not a curated record